Messenger RNA from Zootoca vivipara (common lizard), 13645 nucleotides. RefSeq names its product family with sequence similarity 222 member B (gene FAM222B). NCBI's taxonomy places the organism in Eukaryota, Metazoa, Chordata, Lepidosauria, Squamata, Lacertidae. The record is from RefSeq and is a predicted model, not a curated record.
AUUAAUGGGGGUGUUAAGGGGGGCUUAGGACGAUAGAGGGGGGCUGUGUAUUGGGGAAAUUAGGGGGACCAUCCAUCCUCCCUCCCAUUCAUUUUGCACCCCAUAUAUGUUGAGGAUUACCCCUACACAUUCACAUAUAUGUAUAUCUAUAUAUACACGUUAUUUUUCAGCCUGCUCCAAAUUCAAACACCCCAUUUUGAAAUUUGUUUCGAAAAAGAUUGUAGCCUCAUCUGCUGCUUGUCGUCCUGUUCCCCCCGCAUCCCUUUUUGUCAUUCUUCCCCAAUCCCAGUAUCAAGACGAAUGUUGCAGAAAAAGAAAAAAAAAACCUCCAGGGGCCGGUAGGGCCUCUUCCCGCGCCCCCCCCCAAUCCUCUCGCUGCACCUUCUUCUUUGCCCUGCUUAUCUGCCUACCGAUUUUGAACUUGCAAAGUCACCUGCUUCCUCGCUUCUUAGGGAAGCCCCCCUCCCCCCCAAAAACCCCUUCCGGCCUGGGUUGCUCCUCCUCCUGCACCAUCAGAGUCUCCUCUUUCCAUUGCAGCCACCCCCACCCCACCCCUUGAACUUGCAGCCUCUCCCCUCCCUCCAGCUUCCUCUUUCCAUCAGGGGGGGGGGCUCUUGCUUUCUUUUCCUUUUCCUUCCUGCACAAAUCCAGCUGGGGCUGCUCAUGUUUGCUCUUGCAUCAUUUCUCUCUCCCCUCCCCACACCUGGGUCCUUGAACUUGCUGCUUCUGAUAGGUUCCCCCCCCCUGUGAGGUGGGCCUCUUGCCCCUCCCACAAUGAACUUCAGCUUGCAUUGCAGCCCAAACACUUAUUCUGCUUCUCUCCCCCAUUGCAAACUGCAGCCCCCACUUUCUUUUGAGGUCUCCCCCCCCCACUCCCAUAAAUCUUUCCCCAGUGCCAUAUCCUGUUCCAUCACCAAUAUCCACCCCUUUCAGCUUGCAGCCUCACUUCCUCUUUUUAAGGCAUCACCCUUCUCCCCCCCCCACCCCCAAAAAGAAUUCAGCCUGGCUCCUUGUACCUCUGACACCAUCAUUAAUUCCUCUCUUCUCCCUUUUUCAUCUUCUUGCCUUGCCUGCUGCCUUUACCCUGGAUAUGCCCCUCUCCUGCACCACCUCUUGAGUUUUCUACCAUACUGAAUUGUAUGUGUGUGUGUGUCCACCUUUAGUAGCAGUAGGAAUAAGGUUUGGUCUCAUUCCAAAGGUGGGGAGACACAGUAAUUUUUAUUUCUUUUUAAUAAGGGAAGGUCUAGGGCCUUGCUUAGCCCUAUACCCCUGUUUGGUCAAGGAGGCAGGUGCCCCAGAAAAUCUGUUUAAUGCUAUAGAGCAACUGCCUUGAGUGAACCUGGUUUGUUCCGUAAGUUAGCUACCUUCCCCCGCUCCUACAUAUCAGCCCCCUAAGUCUUAGCCAGCCUAACCCCCCACGUCUCCCCAAUGUGUCCAAGGCUGUCCUGAAAUUCAAACUUAAUUCGAAUUCAGUUUAGGACAGGUGUCCUUUUACAAAACCGACUUGCCCUAUAGUCCCCACGCUCUCCUUGUUCAGGUCCCUUUGCCCAGCUCCCUUGUGGCAGGAAUUCAGAUCUGAAGGCUCCCUCACCUCCCAGCAAGGGCACCCGUGGUAGUGACAUUGCAUCAGGCUGGCCUGCAAGGCACCACAUCCUGCUUCUGUCCUCUGUCACAGAGACAUUCAAUGUCCUCUGUGGAUUUUGGAGGCAGGGAACAAAAAAAGAUGCUGUUUUUUGGUCUUGGUGGGGCUGUUCUUAGGGGAAGAAACGGAAAGAACAGGUGCCUUUUGGAGACCACCUUUGGCUUCUCCUGGAAUUGAGAGGCUUGGCUGAUUUAAUUACACUUAAGGGUCUUUCCCUAAAUUUCUUUAGGUGUUCUCAGUUCUCUCUGCCUCGGUUGAAGUGUCUGAUGAGGCAAGUUUAGAUGAUGUGAAUGCGUUGAGAGAGGAGGGGUGGGGGUGCCAUCUAGGGGAAAAUCCACGUUGUCCCACUCUCAUUAUGCAACGCCCCCCCUUCCAAAAAAACCACCACCCCCUUUGAUACAGAGUUUGCAAACAUGUGAAAUUCCAUGGCUGCUUGCCUGAGGGGCGGUUCUGUCACGGGGAGCUGAGGUAGCUUUAAUCAAGCUGCCACUUCCAUUCUCGGCCUCGCUCAGAGGCCUUUUUUGCAUCUGGCUUGAAAAGCCAGUUCGGAUUAUUUCCUCUCUGUCAUGGACUCAGCCUCUCCCUUCCUCAGGCUACAUAUCUGCUGCCAGAACUGGGGAUGGAAGUGGGGGCGAAUGUCUGGUGCUGGGUCACUUGGGCUCCUGAACGUGUAAGGAUUCUGGUGCUUACAAAAACAAAUAGGAAGUUGCCUUGUAUUGGGACAGGAUUUAUGCCCAUCUAAACCAGAAUGGUUUGUUCUGACUGGCAGCAGCAGGCCUCCAGGUUUUCAGGCAGAGGGGCAUCGUUCCCAGCACUCAAUCCCUUUUUAUCCGGAGACUGAAUCGGCAACCUCCUGCACAGACCUCUGUCCCUGAGCUGUGAUGCUGAAAACCAGAAUUUUGUGAUGCCACAAACCAGAAUUUUCCUAGCCCCAUUGAUGAUACUGAUUUACUGGGAAUCCUGAAUGGGGAGAGUGCUUUUGUUGUGCUCAGGUCCUGCUCGUGGUCUUCCCAGAAGAGACAUGUGGCUAACCCCUGUGAGAAAAGGAGGCUGGACUAGAUGGGCCCUCUUUGGCCUGAUCCAGCAGGCAGACUCUCUCCUGCUGCUCUUGUAAGUGGUAAGAGUUCUGCUCCUGCUCUCAAUUACCCUAUCUCCAUACUGAGUUUAUGGUCUCCCUAUCUUUGUGGGGAGUGGGGAUAUUUACUACCACAUACUUGGAAAAUUUCGUUGGGGCAAGUUAGUCCGUCACAAGACAUCACCUUUCCUCAGCAUGAGAUACUGGGAUCAAUGGAGGACUGAUUCCUUGGUAAUCAGGGCGGUUUAUAGCUUGGGUGGCUAUCUGUACCAGAAAGAUAUCGAAAACUGAGGAUAGCUGCUUAUAAAUACAUGCUCAUCACAAACCCGAAGUAUGCAUCUCACAUGUCAGUGUUGCUGUAUAGUUACCAAAUUGAGAAGCCUAAAUAGUUGGCCUCUUUGGGUGUUUAAACGAUCAUACCCAGGAGGGACUCCAGCUCCCAUCAUCCACGAUCUGUUGCCCAUGCUGGCUGGAGCUGAUGAGAACUGGAGUCCUAACACCUCCAGUUCCUAGUGCUUUAAGCCCCAACUGUGGUCAAGGCUGGAGGACAAUUGUGGCCAAUUUAGGAACUGAUGCUAGAUUUCUAGAUGUUUCCCUCCCCGGUCCUGAUCAUGUAAGUGUAAUUUUCUUGAGAAAGAAUGAGCCCCUCAAGUCUUCUGUUCAAAUCUCCAGGAAUUUUGUGGGGGGUGGGAAAUCAAAUCUCAGUGACAAAGCGCCGAGCUCUGGUUCUCUGGACUCUGGUUUUUACAGUCAGAAAGCUCCUUGGCUCCUAUGGUGCAUAUCACGACCUUUCCCAGCUAGGUGACCUCAAGAUGUUGUGGACUACAACUCCCAUAAGCCCCAGCCAGCACCUUGAGGGCACCCAGUUGGCAAAGGCUGGCAGUGAGGUAGGUUGUGGCAUUGACUGUGGCCUGCCUGUGCCUUUUUGGGGUGUGUUAGGAGAACUUCCUCAAGCCCUAUGUGCACAUUUGCUAUUCUUGUUCACUUGCCAUUUUACAGGUGAGCUAGUGAUGCAGAUAGAGGUUACAUGCAGAGAGUUGAUUGGCUUGGCUUCCCCCGCGCCUAAGUCCCCUCCUGCUGCAGUGGGGGUCGGGGUGCAGAAGUCUCUGAGGAGCAAGAAAGCUCACCAGGGUUGAGUCUGAGGCUGACUUUCUAAAAUGGCUAUUAAAAGGAAGAGUGGCACAGCUUUGGUAAAUGUUUUGUGAUGACCUUUGGUUUUCCACAAGUGAUAAAUGGAAGAACAGCUUUUGACAAAUACCAUGGGGGGGGGGGGGAGUGGCAGGUGAAAUGAUCUGGUUCCCUUAUUCUCCCCUCCACCUCCAAAAAAAAUUAAUUUUUCUGUGUCUGAAGUCAAGGAAAUCGCUGUAAGCAAAGUAAGGUUUUGAUGGUGGUCUGUUCUAACAAGCCUGAUCAAAUAACCUCCUCAGAAUAAGAGAAUUUAUUCUGCUGCUUCCCUUCUUAUACAGCCUCAUCCAACGCAUAUUUAGUCAGAAGUAAGUACUGUUUUGAUCUGAUUUUUCUUUUCACUUCAUAUGUACAGUAUCUCUAAAAACACAGCUGACCUUGAGCAGCUGUGGGCCAUGCUUGUUAUGCUUCCAUUAACACCCCCCCCCCAAGAAAAAAUUGCCUCUGGUUCCCUUGAGACUUUCCAUGAAGUGUGUCACAGGUUUUUUCCACCCUGUUUAAUCCCUGCCUCCCCCACUUUUGCCUCCAUUAUAACCAAUAAACCAUGCGAAGUCGAAGUGCUGCCUCCCCUAAUAUUUUUUAUCUUUUGGCCAAAGUUGUUGAGUUUUUUUGCAAAAUCUCAAAGAUUUACGGCGUCCAGAUUUUCCCAGACAUUUUUGCAAUUUCUGCCUGGACAUUGUUUCCAGCUGCCAUAUUCCGGCUAUGUCCAGGACAUUCCAGACGUAUGGCAACCCCAUUUUACUUCCAUCUGCCUAGGAGUAAGUGCCAUUGAAUUCAGUGCAGGUUGUGUCCCAAGUAAAAACACUGCAGAGCACACAACAAGGCAGUUGUUGUAAUCCUGUGGGUCAUCUGCUUCUCUCAUGUUUACCUGGGAGUAAGUUCUUCUGAGUUCAGUAUGGCUACCUUCCAAACAAGGGAAGCAUGCAAGAGACAGCAGCCUCAAGGGGUUAACUAUUGAACUCGUUGGAAUUUACUUCUGAUUAAACAUGAUAAAGAUCAGGUUGUAAAAAUGAGAUUGGAUUGUGUCUUGCCCAAGGUAUCUUAAGUCUGAAGUUGAACAGAUCACAGCUGAAAUGCUGUGGGAUUCAUGGCUGAGAAGUAAAAUUUGAUCCUUGCACGUAGUGGUUUGGUAAACCCAGAGUUAUUGAGAUGUAACCUUCAUUUAAGUUCAAUUUGUAUGUGUGCAGCAGAAGCAACAGUCUGGAUCCAGAGUGUGAGCUGACUUUAUUUUAUUAAACCUAUUAUUUCAUCUGAGAAAUAGGACUGCUUACAAACAUCAUGAAAUAAAAUGAAUGUAUUCUCUCCCUCCAAGCAUGUGGAGUUUCCUUAAAAAUAUGUAGGUCUUUUUUAGCGAGGCAUCUGAAUAAGCCUGCGGCUGCUUUUUGGUUUUAAUUGUGCAAUUUUUCUUUGAACUUUGAUUUGAGCCCUAGUUUGGUUGAGGUGACCUAGAGACAAUCCACUGCAUAUGUUGUUAACCCAGAGUUCUUUCCGUUUUGAGCUGCCUUGCCAAGUAAGCAUUGGAAACAUUUAGGUUUUCCAUCCCCUGGAUGGAAGAGAGAGUUCUUAUGUAUGCCUGAUUGCACAGCAAUACGAGUUGGUCCCACUGAGGCUCUCUGCUGAACGCUUCUUUCCCAUGCUGGCCCCUUUAGGUGUGCUGCAGAGUAUUCUGGGGUACAGUCUAGAGCAGUGUUUCCCAACCUUGUGCCUCCAAGCUGUUUUCGGACUACAAUUCCCAUCAUUCCUGACCACUGGUCUUGCUAGCUAGGGAUGAUGGGAGUUGUAGUCCAAAAACAGCUGGAGGCACAAGGUUGGGAAACACUGGUCUAGAGCAGCCUUGGUGCUGCCUGGGGCUGAUGGGAGAUGUAAUUCAAAACACAAGUCGGGCACCUGUUGGUGAAGGUUGUUCUAGACUAGAGUCACUGGCAGCGUCUUUGGACUUCAGUUGCCAUCAGCUCCACUCAGCAUGGCCAAUGGUCAAGCAUGGUGGGGUUUGAACGGCAGCAUUUUAGAAUUGUAGAGUUGAAUGGGACACAAAGGUCAUUGUGAGGCAGGUUGGGGAAAGGCUGCAAAAGUGUCACCUACCCUGGCUUCUACCUCAUUGGCAUCAACAUGGCGCCGUCCUUUUGAUUUUUGGCUUUUUAUUCUCAAAAGUCAACCAUGCAGACCAAAUUGCACUCAUGACAAGGGAGGAACUAUGUCGGCUCUCAGAAUGGAUCUCCUGAAGCCAAUCAGCAGCAGCAUAAUCAAUUUUCUUUUACUUGGAAGAGGAAAGGGAAGCGUUUGUUAAUGCUGUGUUCAGUGUGUAUUAAUUGAAGGGCAAUCUUGGAUCUAAAGGAGCUCGUGACCUCAGCCACAUAGGAAGCCUUUCUGUGUUUCCUUGCCUCCCCUCCCCUCUAUGCGAUUCACAAAAAUGACUAGUAAUGCAAAUAUUUUUCCCCUCCCUCCCUAAGUGGGUGCUCCCCACUCCCUCUUGCCCCUACCCAGCUCCACUUCCACAAGCUUUGUAGGUGUGGGCAGAGAGACCCUUCUUUCUAAAUAAUCUUGGGAAUGGGUACUUGUCUAGGACCCUUCUCUUUGGUUUUCUGCUUACCAAAUAUUUCUGUGUCUCCCUGACAGGAGAAUUGGACUAGCAGUGUGAUGCUGAGCUAAAUGACUCUUGGGCCAAGGCUCAAGACACAACACUGCCCAUGCUCUUAUCUGUAAUUACGGAAGCAGGCCAUGAGAAUUGUUCACAACCUUCAUUUUUGCUUGCUUUUUUAAAACAAACAAAAAUGCUUGCAUUCUUCUUCUGCAAGGCACACAGAAGGGCUGUUGGAGAGAGCGUGGUUGUACUCAGGAACUGCUUCCAGGCACCCCAUUGCGGCAUCCGGUUAGCUACCAAGCAGAACAUUGGACUCAAUUGGCCUUUGGACUGACCCAGUUGCAGGGCCCUUCCCAUGUCCUCCUGGGAUUUGCAGAGUGCUGGAGCUCUGCCCCUCAAGGUCUGCAGGUCCUCUUGACUUCUGAGCGUUUACCAGGUAACAUGCUCCCAACUUCAAGCUUGUCUUCCAAACCUUAAGGGUCAGAGGCUUGUCUUUUUGUUUUGAAAUGAAAGCCAACAUCGCUAAGAUGCAGAGGGUCUUCUCGGUAGUGGCACCCACACUGUGGAACGCCCUCCCAUCAGACGUCAAGGAGAUAAAUAACUAUACAACUUUUAGAAGAUGUCUGAAGGCAGCCCUGUAUAUGGAAGCCGUUUAAGGUUUGAUGUUUUACUGUGUUUUAAAUAUUUUGUUGGGAGCUACCCAGAGUGGCUGGAGCAACCCAGUUUGAUGGGCGGGGUACAAAUAAUAAAAUGAUGAUGGUGUUGAUGGUCCAUACACCAGAUCAUUCUGUUUGUGCAUUCCUGUUGUGGCAGCUCAGAUUUUGUACACUCUUUCUGGAAGCUGAAGCAGAAGCUGCUUGGGCAAGUAGGCACGGGAGAUGGCAGAUGGGGAAUUUCUUGCUUGCUCAUUUGGUCUCUGAAUGACUUGCGCACACACACACACACACCCAGUUUUUGGUGUUGUUUGGGUGUUCCUUUUCCAGGAGCCAGCUUGGGAUCAAGGGUCUAGAGGGUGUUUGUUGCAGCAGGAGAGGUGCAGAGUGUCACAAGCUGAAGGGAUUGCUUGGGGUAUGCCAAAAUCUAAAGGGAGAGCUGUGGCAAAUUGAGCCUUCUGAAUCUUCCCUGAUUUAAUCUUGGUUGAUUUCUGUCUGGCCUGUGAAUCAGAAGUUAGAGGGACAUUGUGACUUUAGAUCAUAGAAGCAUCAGAGCUAAGGAAGGGAAGGGAAGGGAAGGGAAGAAAGGGCCAGAGGGGGGAAAGGAUGGCUGCGGUUUGGGCAAAAUUUGCUUUGUACAUCAUGGUUUUGAGAUGUUGACAGAGAGCAGGAGGGCUCUGGUCUUUUAAAAGUCUGAUAGAAAGGAGCUGAGUUACUCAGCCUUCUACAGAUUUGCUCAUUACAGCAAGGGGAGUGAAGCCCUCUGAAGAGCAGCCAGGACCCCCACCCCCAAACCUGAUUUUUCAUAGGAAUGUAAGACUCUUCUGGCUCAGUACAGUACAGUCCACACUGACUGACAGCAGUUGGCUUUCCAGGGGUUCAGGUGGGAGUGUUUCCCCAACCCACCCCCAUAACAAAGUAAAAAAAAAUUGUUUUAAUGAUAGGGUGUGCAGAGGUAGCAGCUCUUCCUCUGUUGUAGACUUUGCUCCUGAGCAGCAGUCAGACUCUGUUCCUGUGUGGUGGGGCAAGGAAAGGACUAUUUGCGACUGCCAGCCAGGAGAGCAGAUCUCGGCUGCCGACCAGGCACUGAAGCUCACCUGUUUGGUGCCCUUGGCAAGCCAGCAUCUCUUGGGCUGCUCUGCUUCCUAGGGUGGAGUGGAAUCAUUCCCCACAAGUCGCCUUGGAGGCAGUGGGAGAGGAUGACAAUUGUGCAGAGGACUGAGAGCCCCAUGUGCUAGUGACCGCCUGCCAUGCUGGCCUGCCUGCCGGGACCAGGCGACCUCUCCUUCCAGCUGCUUUCUUACCCGCAGAUGAACGCUGGACUUCAGAAAUGGGACACUCCACAGAAAAUGAGAGCCGCACAGCAGCACCCUACUCCAGCAGAGUUGGACGCGUAUGCUAAGAAGGUGGCCAGCCAUCCUCUGACUAUCAAAAUUUUCCCCAACAGCGUCAAGGUCCCCCAGCGGAAACACAUCCGCCGCACCGUGAACGGGCUGGACACUUCCGGGCAACGCUACAGCCCCUACCCGCCGUCGCAGGCCGCCGUGAAGACAGGCCUCCUGGCCAUCGUCCGGUCCCCGCCGGCCAAAGGGAUCGUCAAGGACUUUGACGGGACCCGGACGCGCCUGCUGCCGGAAGCCAUGAUGAACCCUCCCUACGCGGCACCCAGCACUUUAAGCCACCCGCAGGCGUUGGCCCGUCAGCAGGCUCUGCAGCACGCCCAAGGCUUGACGCAGCAGCAGCAGCACCCUCAGGGGAUCCCCACGGCCCUGCAGCAGCCGCAGCACCCGCAGAGCAUGGCCCACCCGGCCCUGCAGCCGCCACCGCACCACGCCAACCACUUGCUCCAGCAGCAGCAGCAGCCACCGCCAGCAGCGGGCCUGCACGGGGGCCGGAAGAUGGCCGACGCCGAUGCCCCCCCGAAUGUGACUGUGUCUACCUCAACCAUCCCCCUCUCCAUGGCUGCCACGCUGCAGCAGAACCAGCCCCCAGACCUGAGCAGCAUCGUCCACCAGAUCAACCAGUUCUGCCAGGCCCGCGCGGGCAUCAGCGCUACCUCAGUGUGCGAGGGACAGAUCGCCAACCCCAGCCCUAUCAGCCGCAACCUCCUGAUCAGCGCCAGCACCCGGGUGUCCGCCCACAACGUCCCCACGCCCCUGCCUUCCUGCGUGGUGGACCCUGGGGUCCCCCCCUCGGGCCCCGGGGCCAUGGCUGUCCCGCCUCUGGGGGGCGUCAUCGGUCGGGGGCCCCCCGCCUACCAAAGCGAAAUGAAGCAGGUGGCAGCCUGGAACCAGCACCAGCUGGCUCACCUGCAGCAGAUGUGUGGCGAGGCCGUCGGCCCCUCGGCCCUGAUGGGGAAGCCCCCCGGGCGGGAGCUGCCCGGGCAGGGCUUUGCCGGCAAGGCCCCCGGCUACGCCCUGGACCUCUGCAUGGGCCAGCCGUUCAACGUGAAGCCCCCGCUGGAGAAGCCCACCCCCUCGCCACCGGUCAACAGCUUGCCGGGCCCCGCCCCCUACACCAACGGGCACUACUUCCAGCCCCUGUGGAAUAACAUUCUGCCCACGCCCAACAGCGACAGCUCGGGCUCCCAGGACCUGGCAAUGCCUUUCCACGGUGGAGGCGGGGGGCAGCCCCUGGGGGCCGGCCUAGAGUGCACAGGCGGACCUCACUACAGGGCCGGGGCCGGCUGCCCACCUGCCCAGGGCGGCCUGAUGCAGACGAUGGAAUACCUGAGCGGGGACUUCCAGCCCUCCUGCCUCCGGGAGCAGCAGGGGGGCGGGGGGGUGCUGAGCAAAGCCCCCCGCCCCGCCAUGAACCGAGCCCACGAUCCCGCGGAGAGUCGCAGCCUUCAUAUUCAGCACCCAGGGUAUAGAUAAGGCAGCCGUCACUUUUCACUGACCAGAGCGAAUAUUAGGGUUAGUCUUAAUUUGAAUUAAUAAGCAAAAGGUGUGUGGCUGUUGGUUUGGUUUUAUUCCUUUUGGUUUAUUGCUUUUUUUUUUUUAAACUUGCAAACUGUGGUGAUCCCGCUAGCUAACUGCCGGAGGAGGUUUUUAAGCGGAGGUCUAGCCCCAUGCAGUGCAGGAAUCGUAGCUUGAGAAGCCCUGGCAGGUGGCAACCCAACCUCUGCUUAGAAACCUCCAGGUAAGGAGAGCUCACCCUCUUCCCAGGUAGUCCAUUCCACUGUCAAACGGUUCUUACUAUUCCUAAAGUUCAGCCAGAAAUCAUCUCCUUGUCAUCAGUUUGGGUCCUCCCCUCCGGAGCAGCAGAAAACAAGCUUGCCUCAUCUUCCAUUUGACAGCCCUGCAGAUAUUUGAAGACGGCUCUCAUGUCACCUCUCAGUCGUCUUUUCUCCAGGCUAAACAUUCCCAACUGAACUGUUUCUUGUAAGGCUUGGUUUCCAGGCCCUUUAUCAUCUUGGGACGCUCAACUUCUGCUGAUGCAGGCUAGAAUAGCAUUUGCCUUUUUUGCUGCUGCAUCACAUGGUUGACACAUGUUAAGCUUGUCAUCUACUGUGAACCCCCUAGGUCCUUUUUGUAGCUUAUACAUAAGGCCCUGGGGUGCCCCUUUGUGAGGAAGGCUGUGAGCUGGCUAUUUUUGGAAGGGGUUUGUGCUGUUGGGGCGCAGCCCUACAAGGAAACACCCAUACCCAGGGUCCUGUUCAUCCCCCAGACAAGCUUGUCAUGGUCGUCAUCAUGGGUUUAUUUGUAUGCUGCUUUUCCAUGACAGAGCCACACUCAGAGCGGCUCACGAGAACAUGCAGAAUAAAAUACAGCGUUUCAAGAUAAUAAAUUUAAUAGUUACAAAGAGUCAUACUAAUGUUAAUAGGGCAAACAAACCAGUGUCUCAUGCAAAAACACAUUGAAACAAUAAUAAUCAUAAUCAUAAUGUAUUAUUUAUACCCCACCACUCUGGGCGGCUUACAACAGAAAAAUGAAAUAAAACAUUAACAGCCUCCCUAAACAGGGCUGCCUUCAGAUGUCUUCUAAAAAUCUGGUAGCUGUUUUUCUCUUUGACAUCUGGUGGGAGGGUGUUCCACAGGGCAGGCACCACCACAGAGAAGGCCCUCUGCCUAGUUCCCUGCAACUUGGUUUCUCGCAACGAGGGAACCGUCAGAAGGCCCUCGGCACUGGACCUAACAAACACUUCCAAAUAGCCACAGCAGUGCAUCUUACCCAAAACUAAAUGUGCCGGAGAGGGAUACUAUUUUCCCAGUUUUCUUGCGUCCUCUCACAGCCUUGGGCUCCAAAGACAGAACUGGAGUCCACAGUGAUCACCAUCAAGAUUGCAGUUUAAACGAAAAUAACAAUAACCACAAUAAUGAUUAACAGCUGCAUUUUUUUAAAAAAAAUUCUUUCUCUGUACACUGGCUAAAGCGAUUGCUGUACACUGUAAACUCGGACGUGUAAUAUUUCUGUGUGAAUGUUACCUGGUAGCGUGGUGGGGUCUGAGUAGCACUCUGGGGGGGUCAGCCCACUGCCCCUUCCCCCCCUCUUCCCCCCCCUUUCCCUUCCCACAGCCCCGUGGGGGCUAAAAACACAACAUUGAAGACAAAUAAAUGAAGCCUUAAGCUGUUGCUCCUCCGGUUCUCCCUAAUGAGCAUGGAUUAAACUCUGAAAGCUAUCAGACAAAAACUUCUUUUUUUAAAAGAAGAUGAAGAAAACCACGACAAAAUUUUCAAAUAUUUCAAAGUGACGUCCUAGUUGGCUUAGAGGUUCUUAAGGAUUUUUCAGAAGUUGGGGAAAUUAGGAUCAGUUUUUAAAUCCGUGUAUCUCUUUUGAUUUAGGUGUCUAGUUCUGGGCUGUAGGAAACCUCGGUAACCUCCUUAAGCUUAGCUGCCAUCUCUCCCCGCUCCCCCCCCCCAAACCCAGUGCAGGAUCCUUAGCACUACUUUGGCUAUUUUAAAAAUCCCUCGAUCAGGGUGUUAGAAGAAUCGUGGGGUCCUUCCUUUUUUUAAAGUGCUUAGGACAAGAUUAAGUGAUUUUAAAUACUUUUUAAAAAGUAGAUUAAAUUAUGCGCCGGCUUGCGUUGCCUUAACAGGAUGCCUGAUCUGUUACGCCAAAUCCUAGCGCCACAGAAGUCCUAAUUUAUUGCUCUUAGAAUCUCACCCCUGCGGCCUUUUUGCUUUCUUUUUUUAAUUUGCUGGGGAGAGGGAGGAAGAUGAUGGGGUCCGCACAUUUUGGCAAAAUAAUGGGUGGUCUCCAAUCUCACUUCUGCCCCCCCCCAUCCCAUUCCCAGCAAAGGGUUCUCCUGAAAUCCCGCCCCCAGCAACAGGGCCAAAGUGCUCUCCCUGAUUCCCUCCACAGCCAGUCAACCGCUGCUGGGUGCUCUCUCUGUUUUUAAAGGUUCCUGUAAACUUCUGAUAUCUGGACACGUUUUUAACGAAAACCUUCCCUGUCCUCUGUCACCUCUCCAGGUACCAAGCUUAGACUGUUAAACUGCAGCUCCUUUUAACUCCUCCACCUUCUGAUCCCAGAGCAGUGCCAGAGCUAGCCCCCAGACUGCCCCCCCCCCCCCGCACGGCAGAGCUAGUGCCCAGACCUCUUCCCCCCCUCCCAUCGUUUUUUUGUGGAGCGGCACCUCCAUCUACCUUCAUAGUUUUGUUUUUCUGUUGUUUUUGAGCUCCUAAAUCAGGGGUCCAGCACAGCUCACUUAACCACCCUGGCCCCUUUUUCUCCGGUGAUGGCCGGGGCCUACACUAGCUCAGCUUUGAGGUGCUCCCUUCCCCGCAAGGUACCCACAUGCUCCCCCUGCCCCCCUUGCAGAAUUUGGGCUUGCAACCUGCUUUGGUGCUGCCCAAUUCCCUCCUCUUUUCCCCACCACCACCACCACUACAAAUAAACUAGUUUUAAACAGACUCCCUUUAGUAAAGGGACGGGAGCAUUUCCUCAGACACAUUGGCUGUUGACUACUCUGUUCUUGACCUGCGGCCAUGUUUUUACAAGCUUGGUGUGGUGGGCAUCAUGCAGCGUGUUCCCCUUUGAGAGGAAGGACCCCCUACUGUCCCCUUUGCGCCUCCUGCUUUUCCUUACAGCCCCCCUCCCUCCAUCCUCCUUGGGGCCACAACUCAGAAAAGUGUGGGCCUCCUAGGAAUGGGUGGGGUGGGGAGAAGGAUGUAGAAGCCUGCUGGAGCACUGUAGGAGCCCCCGUCCUAUUUCAUCACAGUUCCAGUAAUGCCACGACAGCCCCUCCCUCUUCUCUCCCCCCACCCCCUUCCCAAAAUCAAGCUACAGUCCCACAAUUUUGCCCAGAAUGCAGAAAGGUCCUGCAGCUGCCUCUUGAAGGAGAGAUUCCCCUAUCUCUCUGCAGGCUGGGGGGGGGUGAGGGGAAGCAUUUGGGGAGCCCUUAGAGCAAAAGCAGUGACCCUUGCAGGUUCCCAGGGGGUGUCCACAGUGCCCCUCACCCCCCAGGAGCAGGGAAGAUCUUCUGCAUGGGGGGGGAGGAGGAGGAAGGGUGAUGGUCUUAAACUGCUGCUGUAUUUUCCUUAAAAAACACUUCACUGAUUAUAAUUA